ACAACACCUGUUGAUGUCUUCUCGUGAUUUCCAGCGCCUUCACCACAGGGCGGAGCUACAACCGUGUUUUACAAAGCAAGCUUGACGUCUGCAGACAACAAGCGCCAUCUGUUUACCUUCUCAUUCCUGCUUAAAACAAUACGUCGAACGAUAGUGAAAUAUGGUGACGAAGCGAAUUAGGUCCGAAUACAUGAAGAAAUUUAAGGAUCCGAAAUGGGACACUUAUGCAAAAUGUUAUGAGGAUUUGCUGAAGUACAGACUGUCAAGACGGCUGUUGGAGCAAGCGCACAACCCCUGGUUUUGGGGAGAAUGGGGGAGCGAGACAGGCUCCAGUGGUAAAUCUACUCCUCUAAGUCAGAAUAAAGUUGAACCUGAGAGGCUCCAUGAUGAGAAACCAGAAAGAUCUGCAUGUGUGACACCAGAACCUGCAGCUGAAACAAAACCACAGGCAGAAGAUACUGCAGACACCAAGCUUGUUACCAGAGUAGCUGAGCAAAGCCAUCAAGAGGGGGAGGAAGAAAGAGCCAGAGAAAGCUCUCCUGCUCUCAACCCAGAAACUGACACGCAUAUCCUCAACACACCAAAGAGCAAACGCCGCUCCUCACACAAGUAUACAAGAUCAAAAGUCAAGCCUCAUGCCAUCAAAGACCCUGAAAAAGAGAACCGUCACCCUUUUGCCCUGUAUGGUGCAGGAGAGAGGCAGACAGAUAUGGCUUCCAAGAAAACCCAUAAUGUUGGACCUGCAGCAUCAACUGCAGAGAUCCAUGAUUCAGCGUUGCGAGCAAAAACCAGACGGGAAGUGGAAAAACAGAUGAAGAGAUUUGACAAACAAAGAGCCAGAUCUGCUGACUUCGAAAAGAACAGAAAUAAGAUUGUCCCUGAUUUCAACCCCUGGAUGACGGAGUACAUGCGCUGCUUUUCAGCUCGUUCUCACUAGUACUGCUUUCUGAAAUCCUUAUCUAAACCUCUCAGGCUAAACGACCCAAAACCCUUCACAUGAUGACUGGCGCAUCUGUUCAGCUCACUUCCUGUCUUCCAGAAUGGGCCACAAUGAAUCAAACAGAUUAUAACUCAAGGUUUUUUAGGGUUUUAUUUACACCAUGGAUAUGUUGCAUUUAUUGGUACAUAUCAAACAUGAAAACACAAUCCAUUGAUGCUGCAGAGCAAAUUGUCAAACAAUCACAUGCCUUGUUGCAUGAUUUUUGUAGGUCACGUAGAUUUACAGGCCAUGAGAUUUACCAGUGUCUCUUUACACUCUUAGCCAGUUACUUAAAAGUGUUCAGUAACUGUCAGACAAUUAUAGACAUGUAUUGUGAUGUUGUGUAUUAUCUACAUUGUGUUAAUCGUUAGGUUUAAUCAUGUAAAGAAAUCUGUUUUGUACUUUACAGAAAUCAUUUGCGCCAACAUGGAUCUUUGUAAAGUGUUAAUUAAUCAACACUUAAUCUCACAUUGGCAGUUGAUCUGUUAUAUUAAUAUCUGCUUUCUUUGAAAUUAGAUGUAUUUUAUUUUACUUGUAUAUUCACACUAAUGGUGUAUUCCAUGUGGUAUCAUAUAAGAACAGUAAUAUCAUUACAUAAUGUAAAAAGUCACUGUUAUCUGAUGCAUGAAACUCACAGCAAAAUGACAAAUCAUUUUUGAACGAGAUCAUAUACAACAAAAGCAAUUCCAGCUGUUCAUCAUCAAGCAUAACUAUCAUUCAGUGUGAUGCUAUUUGUUUUUUAGUAGCACUCAGGUAUUUCUUGUUGUAUUUUAUGUAAUUUAUUAUUGAGAAAUAAUGAUAUUGGGAUAUUUGUACACUUAUUUAUAUAAGGGUAUUGAACUAAUUUUGACUGUAUUUUAGUUCAGCAUCUCUGAACAAAUGUACAGGUAUUUUUGUUCCCCACAUCUUCAUAGUGAUUUAUGGCAUGUACUAUGUGAAUAGUGUUGGUUUUAGUGUAAGAAUAAUGAAGCCAUAAUGUAUAUGAGCUACAUUAAUAUGAUGAAUAUCCAUUCUACUGUUAUGGAAGCCGUUUUGAUUCAAAUUAAAAUGUAAGUGUUUAGAUUACUGCCUGUGAAAGUGAGAUGUGUUUAUAUGAGAUAAGAGUUUUUCUCAACACUUUCUUUAUGAGGACUUAGUCUGAUAGUAAUUGUCAGUUUUCAGUUUUAACAGGUUGCUGUUAAUUGUAUGUUAAAGUAAAAUAAAACAUUUUUUUUUCAUAAGUGUAUUAUGGCUAUAAAAGUAGUUAUCUUGUUUGUAGGUAAGGAUAGUUUGUUCACAGGUUUGCUGCAGUAAAAUAUGAAACUCUGUUCUCACUAAUGCACAAGGCAGAUUUUUAUAUUGCCAACUUAUUACAGCAUGCUAUUCCUGGACAUCAGGAUUCUGCAAGCUUGCCAAGACCUCAUCCAUGUGUCGGAUCCAUGCAGCAAUUUAAAUGUCUGGCAAUGCCCCCCUUAUUCACUUUAACUGAAUGAUUUUUAUGAAUUGUUUAUUUUUUUAAGAAAUUGUUGCAUUUCCAUGAAGAAAGCUGUCUAGAAAGUUUUACACAAAUUACAUUGAUUUUACAAACACUGAUUUUACAUUCAGCAACUAAAUUGUACAUUUGAUUAUGUC
Messenger RNA from Sinocyclocheilus rhinocerous, 2590 nucleotides. Its product is annotated as centriole, cilia and spindle-associated protein-like. Gene Ontology annotation, molecular function: microtubule binding. The transcript has 4 exons. NCBI's taxonomy places the organism in Eukaryota, Metazoa, Chordata, Actinopteri, Cypriniformes, Cyprinidae. Gene Ontology annotation, cellular component: ciliary basal body; centriole; spindle. Gene Ontology annotation, biological process: regulation of mitotic spindle assembly. The record is from RefSeq and is a predicted model, not a curated record. Bases 161 to 937 code for a protein of 258 amino acids.